Moneuplotes crassus is the source of this 1841-nucleotide messenger RNA. The record is from the annotation of a GenBank genome assembly. NCBI's taxonomy places the organism in Eukaryota, Ciliophora, Spirotrichea, Euplotida, Euplotidae.
AUAAGAAAUGGCACAAAGUAAAUGAAGUCCAAUAGAAAUAAACUAUAAAACCUGCCAAGGUAUUAGGCAGUGGAAGUUUAGCAAAACAGAACUGCAUCAGCAAUGAAUAUCUUUCAAAAAGGUUAAACCUAAGAAAAAGAAGAGGGUAUUUUCAGCCAAGAACAGCCAACCGAAUAUCCAAGAAUGUAACAGUACCUGAAUGAGACUUCCUAUUUGGAGGACCAAGCUUAGAAUCACACAGAAGUCCAAAAAUAUCGCAGAUGAUGAUGAAAUAUCAAUGGAAAUCAAGCCAAAUCUAGGCCUCUCUGGUCGUAGAGUAAACUUGAAAUAAAAAGAUUGAUACUAAAUCCAGGAACAAAAUGGCAAACACUGAGUUAGUCUCCAUUAAAAGCCAGAAUGUCAGCACAACUGUAAUAAAAUCAAUCAAUUCUGGGAUAGUGAUCAAAAGUGAAGAUGAUUGUAACUCAAAGAAAACUUCGAGAAGAGAACCAUCUCCUCAAUUCUACCAUACAAUGCAAGUUAAGCUGGUGAAAAGAAAAAGAGAGCAUCAUAAGGAGCAAGAGACCUCUGAAGAUGAAGAGAGUGAAGUCAGCAAAAUGCUUACUAAUCAGUACCUGGUUAAUAAAUGCCAACUUGAUGCUGAAUCUAUUGAACCUAGGGUUUUAAAGAAAAUUUACCCAGCUAGAAAGCAAACUAUUAAGUUCCCAGUGAGGGAUUCCUAUAUGAAUAAAGAAAUGACCAACAUUUUGUGCUAUCAUUUGAAAUAACUUAAAAACAAGUUUUGAAAGACCGGCUAAGUUGCCAGCUCGGAAUAAACAGAUGCCACAAUGAAAGCGAGUAAAGAGCAGCAAGCCAGCAUCUAUUAAAACUCCGAUUAACCAGAUUAAAAGCUCAAAGAGCAACAAUCUCAGUGAUAUUUUAUCAUUAAAGACUCUCAGCCAUGCUGAGCUACAAAAGUACAUGAAAGAGAAUGAAAAGGAAAUUAUUAACCGUAUUGUUGAUUAUAAGCAAGGUAUGAACAUUUCGAAAUGUAUUGGCAAAAAGAGACACCAGAACUAUAAAUAAGAGCGGGAAUAGACGAAUCAAGAACCACAUUGUCACAUUCAGCCCAAGUGGGCGAAUUAAGUCAACCCCUAAUACUAAAAGGAAAUAUAUGAGGUUUCAUCAGAACAAGACCUGAUCUCCUUUUAAGAAAAUUAAAAGAAGUCCCCAGUCUCCAAUAAGCGGCGCUCAGAGCUGUUUCCAGGCAAGAAUUCAGCAAGUAAAGAACAGCUUCCAGACUCCGAUAAGGAAUAACUUUCUAAAAUUUAAAGUGACUAUAAAGCCUGAAAGCAAAUAAAAUAAGAACAGCUAGAGGACAUAAAGUUAAACUUCAUAAAGGACCAGCCAAACAAAUAAACGAGGCACUAUCAUCAGCUUCAACUCUAUAGAAAAGAGAUCAAGCUCAAGCUUUCCUCACAGUUGAAGAUAGUGCUCCAAAGACGAUAUGAAACCAAGAGCUCAAUAAGGGAAGAAGAAGUGUCUUUAAAGAACUUGCAUCAAAGAAGGAAGGACUCUAUCAGCAAGAACAACUUAUUUUAUAAGCUCAUUUUAACUAAAGUCUUAGAAAACUGUGUAAAAUACGAGCAGGUAAAGUCCUAUCGCUUAAGUUCUAAAAGCAGCAACAUUUUAUCUUAACAAUGUAGUAACUAAGCGUAUGCAGAAUUCCGUUCUCCUUUAACCUCGAAGUGUGAGACUCAGGCGCAAGAUCUAGCUGUGAUAAAGAGGAGAAGAUGUCAUGCUAAAGGGUACUAGUCUGCUUUCAUAAGCUAAUUGGAAUUCUGAAGUUUUCUAAGAAUCAU